Molecule: messenger RNA, 2390 nt
Organism: Cyprinus carpio (common carp)
Lineage: Eukaryota; Metazoa; Chordata; Actinopteri; Cypriniformes; Cyprinidae
Product: cytoplasmic protein NCK2-like
Biological process (GO): positive regulation of endoplasmic reticulum stress-induced intrinsic apoptotic signaling pathway; negative regulation of endoplasmic reticulum stress-induced eIF2 alpha phosphorylation; positive regulation of translation in response to endoplasmic reticulum stress
Molecular function (GO): protein binding
Source: RefSeq, a predicted model, not a curated record
CUUUUAAGUCACGAACAGUGUUCGCCCAGGGCAGUCCAGCCCUGGCAGCGGUGACGUCACCGAGCGCUAGGCUGAGCAGAGAGAGAAAGCGCGAGAGCGCUGCGGCGGAGUUCCUAUAGGGCCUGCGAACGAAGCAUUGGGAGGACAACGAAAAGCACACUGAGCGGGAUUUCCCAUCGCCCUCUUCUGAAUGCACCCACACCGAGGCUAAUCGGAAUAAAGGACGUUUCCAUCCGCAUCCCUUCGUCUCCCCCGAACUGUCCAAAGGCAACCUGUAAAGAGGGACUCCAUGAAAGAUGUCAGAGGAGGUGAUUGUUAUUGCCAAGUGGGACUAUACGGCACAGCAAGACCAGGAACUUGACAUUAGGAAAAAUGAGCGCUUGUGGCUCCUGGAUGAUUCAAAAACGUGGUGGCGAGUACGAAAUGCAUCCAACAGAACGGGCUAUGUCCCUUCCAAUUACGUCGAACGCAAGAACAGUCUAAAGAAAGGCUCUCUGGUGAAAAAUCUCAAAGAUACACUUGGCCUGGGAAAAACGAAACGCAAAACGAGCACACGGGAAGCCUCUCCAACACCCAGCACAGAUGAGUACUCGUCUAACGGGGGCGGAGCAGAACGAAUAUAUGACCUGAACACUCCAGCGGUGGUGAAGUUUGCCUACAAUGCGGAGCGGGAGGAUGAGCUCAGCCUGGUGAAGGGAGCCCAGCUGAUGGUGAUGGAGAAAUGCAGUGACGGCUGGUGGAGGGGCAGCUAUAACGGUCAGGUGGGCUGGUUCCCUUCCAACUACGUCCAGGAGGAAGAGGUGGAGGACACGCCAGCCGACCUUCCCGCUGUCUUCUCCUCAAGGCCGGGCCUCAGUAACGGUCAGGGCCCCAGAGUCCUUCACUCUGUUCAGACUCUCUACCCUUUCAGUUCCGUCACGGAUGAAGAGCUGAACUUUGAGAAGGGCGAGAUGAUGGAGGUGCUGGAGAAGCCAGAGAAUGACCCAGAAUGGUGGCGGUGUAAGAACUGCCGUGGGCAGGUGGGUCUGGUGCCAAAGAACUAUGUGGUUGUGCUCAAUGAUGGUCCAUUAGCCUCCCAGCAGAACAGCCACACGGGACCCUCCCACACGGGGAAAUUCGCCGGAAAGGACUGGUACUAUGGCAACGUGACACGGCACCAGGCUGAGUGUGCACUGAAUGAGAGGGGGGUGGAGGGAGACUUCCUUGUGCGAGACAGCGAGUCCUCUCCGAGUGAUUUCUCAGUGUCUCUGAAAGCAGCCGGGAAGAACAAACAUUUCAAAGUGCAGCUGUCGAAUGGAGUUUACUGCAUCGGUCAACGCCGCUUCAAUACUAUAGAUGAACUGUUAGAGCACUACAAAAAAGCUCCCAUCUUCACUAGUGAACAUGGAGAGAAGCUUUACCUUAUCAAACCCCUCCAGUGACCUUCCACACACAAAUGAGCCUUACAACCAGGCCUUACUGGACCAGACCAGAUCUGACCUCAUACUGAGCCAAGUGAUCUGCAACUCCUACUUACCCAUCAUUUCCCACCAGAAAACAGGGGACUUAUUGAAUACCAACCCACAGGAAAAUCACAGGAUUUAACAUUAUGAUGUUGUUUCUGCCAAUGUGUGUCCAUGUUGCUUUAGCUCUUCUUUUCACCUGGAGAGGUUGACCUUAAUGAAUAUCGGCUUUUCCAAGUGAUAAAUGAAGUACUUGCCCAUGGACUUGACUGACAGCUCAUUUUCUGUUCACACUUAGCCGACAUCGAGAUAUAAGAAAGCCAACAGAUACAGCCUUUAUCUGAUACAGGCUUCGACUUAUAAAGUCAUCACAGGGCAAGUGCACAAAUACAGAUGCAGUGGAAUUACAGGAAACUGUAUAUACAGUACAUAGGAGUUGCCAAAGAGAGAGUGGUGACAGGUACUUGUCGCCCCCUGCUGGAUGAACUGAGAAAUGCCAACAGGAGGGUCUUAUAAGAUGAAUGUUUUGUAGAUGCUUAACCAAAUGUGCCACCUUCACAUUCAAGCACUGCGCAUCUAAUAUAUAUAUAUAUAUGAGAAAUAUAUCCACCUCAUUCAGAUUGACACAUCUGUAUCAGCAUUAAAGUGUUGGCAUAGACCUCCAUAUUACAGCAAAACACUGUUCAAGUUACUUUUCUAAAGGGCACCAUUAGAAAAUAAUUGUUUGGUCUCUUUAAAAAAUGAGUCCAUUCAGCUUUUAGUUUCUGAGCUUUUAUAAAAGUAUGGUACAACUGAAUGUUACUGAGCAUUGUUAUUUAAAACCAUGUUUAUUUAACGUGAGAGGGGAAAAAAGCUGCGGACAAGGACAAUGUAGUGAGCUCCACGUCUAUGAUAGCUGUGCAAAAAAGUUUUGUUUGAUUAAACAUUUUGCAAGAAUAAUAACAAAGU